AGGAGGAGCAGCGAACAGAUCAGUCAAACUAGAAAGUUGUCUGCGAAAAAAAUCCAACUAGUUGAACUACUGAGCUCACCUGAUAAGAACGACAGCAAUGGCAUUGACGGUCAGACGUGAACAUUCUGUUCUUGCGAUGAUUGUAAUGCUGCUGAUAUCAAGCAGUCACUGUCAACGUGAUUCGGAGACUACAGGACAACCAACAGGCUCAUCAAGUUGCUGCACUGCUUGCCUUCCAGGCCACCCUGGGGUACCUGGGAUCCCAGGAAAUCCGGGGGGAAUCGGAGUUCAAGGACCUCUUGGCCCCAAAGGUGACCCCGGGUAUGGCCUCGCCGGACCCAAGGGAGAGACCGGCGACCAGGGACGGAAGGGGGAUCAAGGCGAGCCAGGGAUGCAGGGACCUUCGGGGAAGCUGGGACCUGCAGGUUGCAAGGGAGACAUCGGUGAGGGGCAGAAAGGUGACCAGGGGGAGCCAGGGCUCGAGGGACCGCACGGACCACCGGGUGAAACGGGGCAGAAGGGACAACCGGGAGAAGCUACCCUUGUGACACCAACAGCGCCCUCUGCCGUCGCAUUCAGCGCUUACCGAACGUCAGCUGUCACCGGCGGCAUUGGCGAUGUAAUCGUCUUUGACAACAUCAUGACGAAUAUCGGAGACAGGUACGAUUCGCAGUCGGGCGUGUUUACAUGCUCACAACCUGGAGUCUAUUUUUUCACGACCAGUUUUCUUAGAAUAAACACAGCAACGCGGCCUUAUGUACAGCUAAAAAAGAACGGUGAGCUUGUCUUUUCAAUAUAUGACAGUCAUGACAGUUAUCACCACCAGUCCAGCAAUUCGGCAGUCCUUAUCUUGGCUACGGGAGACAGAGUCUGGCUUGAGUUUUUCGGCAGUAACAGAGGUAUUUACAGCGCUGGAGGUAGAUUUGCUUACUUCUCUGGCUUUUUGAUCCAUGCAGUGUAAAGCAAAAUCUGAGAGACCUGUAACCACCGUGUCUCUUCUAAUGUGACCCUGCGAUUCUCUGCUACACUUUUCCCUAGUCAAUAAUGGUAAAAAAACUAGUACAUUGUAAAUGCAAAGCUAGCUUUCAUGAAAUUAAUAAUUACUUGAGUUUCGCAAUAUUGAAAGAAGUAUUCACAGAAGUUCCACCAGGUAUUUUUUUACUUCUCUGACUUUUUAAAACGCAACUCAGUGUGGAACAAACUCAUUUGAAUUUUUCCAAGAGCCAGAUCAAGCUUGUAACAUUUAUAAAUGCUUACAGUUUUGCUGGUUCCACAUGUGUCCGUAUAAAAAAAAUACACAUUAUUAUAAAAAGCUGAAAUAUUUGUUGUUGAAUUAACUUCAACAGCAGCAGUUUAUGUAGUCUUGGUUCAAAGACAUUCGAAUGUUUUUAAAUAUUUUUUUCUCUUCACUCAGGACUCUACCAUAUUUGAUUUUAAGUGGUUUUCCCCUAUCUCUGAUAGGAAUCGAGCUCAUUGUACUUUUUCGAUUCAUGGCUUACACAAUUCAGUUUAUCAAAAUAGUGUAGCGCCAGUAUUUAGUGCGCCCUCUGUCGAUGACAAUUACAAAACGCAUAAGCUCAAACAUGAGACGCGAAACAUGACGUACCAGAUAGUAACCGUUGAGUCUUGCACCAA
This is a messenger RNA of Patiria miniata (bat star), 1635 nucleotides long. RefSeq names its product collagen alpha-1(X) chain-like. Lineage: Eukaryota; Metazoa; Echinodermata; Asteroidea; Valvatida; Asterinidae. Gene Ontology annotation, molecular function: protein binding. Bases 98 to 961 code for a protein of 287 amino acids. The transcript has 2 exons. The record is from RefSeq and is a predicted model, not a curated record.